Pyrgilauda ruficollis (rufous-necked snowfinch) is the source of this 2681-nucleotide messenger RNA. Its product is annotated as zinc finger SWIM domain-containing protein 6-like. The record is from RefSeq and is a predicted model, not a curated record. The transcript is spliced from 2 exons. Bases 1 to 942 code for a protein of 313 amino acids. Gene Ontology annotation, cellular component: Cul2-RING ubiquitin ligase complex. NCBI's taxonomy places the organism in Eukaryota, Metazoa, Chordata, Aves, Passeriformes, Passeridae.
AUGCGGAUGACACUGUCAACAUUGAAUUGGCGACGACGGGAAAUGGUGAGAUGGUUGGUAACAUGUGCAACAGAAAUAGGUGUUUAUGCACUGGAUAGUAUAAUGCAAAACUGGUUUACACUUUUCACUCCAACAGAAGCCACUAGUAUUGUUGCUACAACAGUGAUGUCCAACAGCACCAUUGUCCGUCUGCAUCUGGACUGUCAUCAGCAGGAGAAGCUGGCCAGCAGUGCUAGAACACUUGCUCUACAGUGUGCCAUGAAAGAUCCUCAGAACUGUGCCCUCUCUGCACUGACUCUGUGUGAAAAGGAUCACAUAGCUUUUGAGACCGCUUACCAAAUCGUUCUAGAUGCUGCUACAACCAGCAUGAGCUACUCACAGCUUUUUACUAUAGCACGAUACAUGGAGCACCGCAGUUACCCUAUGCGGGCCUAUAAGCUGGCCACUUUGGCCAUAACGCAUCUCAACUUGAGUUACAAUCAGGACACACACCCUGCCAUUAACGAUGUUCUCUGGGCAUGUGCGCUCAGCCAUUCUCUUGGGAAAAAUGAGCUAGCAGCUGUAAUACCUCUGGUGGUCAAAAGUGUCAAGUGUGCAACAGUACUAUCAGAUAUUUUGCGCAGGUGUACUUUGACCACUCCUGGCAUGGUGGGACUCCAUGGAAGGAGGAAUUCUGGUAAGCUCAUGUCACUGGACAAAGCCCCUUUAAGACAACUCUUGGAUGCCACAAUCGGAGCUUACAUUAAUACAACUCAUUCACGUCUCACUCACAUCAGCCCACGACACUAUAGUGAGUUUAUAGAGUUCCUCAGCAAGGCCCGAGAGACCUUCUUAAUUGCUCAUGAUGGACACAUACAGUUUACACAGUUUAUUGAUAACCUAAAACAAAUCUACAAAGGCAAAAAGAAACUGAUGAUGUUGGUUCGUGAGCGGUUUGGUUGAUGAAAAUGAGUGAAGGGAGGAGGUGGUUUGGUAUGACUUGAGCCUGCCUUUGUAUCUUUUUGAACUUAAAGAAACAAAGCCACACUGGUAUUAUAUGUGUAUAGUUAUACUGAGUUUGAAAACUAAACUGUCAUGCUGUGAAAGUUUGUGUGUUUAAGUUUUUUUCCUUUUUUCUGUUUUGUGUGAGAGAAAGGUUAAAAAAAGGUUUGGUUUACACUGAGUACAUGUUGUCAAGUGGCAAAAGCCCACAUCACUCUCCUGUUCUUUCUAUAUAUGUUCACAGCCUCAAAAACAAAACAUACGUUGCAAUGGCUUUAAAAAAGCAAACAAAGCACCUCCAUCCUGUGAUAAGUACCUCAAAUGCAUUCAGCUUUGCUCCUUUGUAACUCAUCAUUAUAUUUCAACAUAUUUAAACAAACCAACAAAUGAAAUACUAGUAGUUAAAAGGCUGACAAUGUGGCUUUGCAGUGCUCUUCAUCCAGAAGCAUGGCACACAAUGCUUAUGCAUGUGGAAACUUAGCAACUGUCAACACACAUUCUCAGGGAUUUAUCAAAAUAAAUUUUUUAAAGUAUGAGAGCAUUUAUUGUACUGUAUAUAUAUUAGAGUAUAUGUCUGAAUAUUAAAAAAAAUCUAACAUUAAUUUAUUAAAAAAUUCAAAUCUAUGUAAUGCAAAGUACUUGAAGCUGCAGUAGCUUGGUUUUAAAGAAAAACUAUCUGAAGGACUAAAGGGCGCCUUGCUUCAGGGUUGGCUCAGGUGGUGAACUAUAUGCUGGGCAUCUAUUCAGAGCCAUCUUUUGGAUUGCAUGGUUGGAAUGAUACCUACUGGGGAAGUUUUAUAUAUGUAUAUGUAUGUGUGUGUAUAUAUAUAUAUGUGUAUGCACAUAUAUAUAUGUAUACACACAUAAACACAUGCUUGUAACAGGCACUAUAGUAAAGAGGGACAACAAAAAAUACACAGCCAGAGCAGCAAGCCUUAGCAUUAAGAAUACAGUAUGCCAGAAUUGGGGUUUGUGCCUCCUAGCCUAGAAGACUUAAAGAAUAUCCUUUUUGACACAAAACGCAAAAUGUUUUCCAAAAUUAUUGACAUGAUACGUUACGCCUUUGCAGUGAGCUAAUAAUAAGCUAACCUUUGUGCACAAAUAACAUAUAUAUAUAUUAUAUAUAUAUAUUCUGCAUAGGUAUUUUGACUUUGUGCAGGACAGAAAGUUGUGUAGGUAUGACUGUUCUACUUUUCAGUUUGUUUUUUUAAUAUAUUUUAUUUUCUCUAGAAUUACUCAAACAGAAGCAGCCUUCUAUCUUGCCUUGUCUUAAUGCUUUAAAAUAACCAAACUGGAGAUCUAACUACCAAACUGUUCAUUAUAUUAUUAAAUACCAACUUUGGUUACAGUAUAGAGUCUUUACUUUAGCUGAUGGUUCUGUAUCCUUGUGCUUUUUAAAGCAGUUUUUAUGUUUUGGUGCAAAAGUUGUCCAGUGUCUCUUGUUCCCUUCAUUAGAGAACAUGCUAGAGGUAUGUUUGUAGGUAUUUUUGUUUAGAAAAACUAUUUCAUGCUCUCCAUUUUAUUUAUUAUAAUAGGUAAAAAGGUUGUACUUCAUCACCCAUGUAAACAUGCUCAUGAAGUUGAAAGUAAUUAAGAUUUGAUACACUGAUAUCAAUUUAUUUAUGUAACUAAAUCACUGUUUUAUAAACUUGUUAAUGAUCAACAAUUUUUUUGUUUUGAUUAAAAUUAGUUUUUUGAAA